Messenger RNA from Puccinia triticina, 159 nucleotides. RefSeq lists its product as uncharacterized. The coding region runs from base 1 to 159 and encodes 52 amino acids. NCBI's taxonomy places the organism in Eukaryota, Fungi, Basidiomycota, Pucciniomycetes, Pucciniales, Pucciniaceae. The transcript has 2 exons. The record is from RefSeq and is a predicted model, not a curated record.
AUGCUCAUUCUCCUCCAUCUCGCCGUGCUUCCAGGGCCACUCAACCUGAUGUCUCCAGCAUCCGCACAAGGAUCUACCACUGGAAAAGGCAUCCUUGGAGCGACACCACAGAGGACUUGGUUCAUCGUCGAUAUAGCCGUGCAUCUUUCACCAUUCUGA